Messenger RNA from Miscanthus lutarioriparius, 1212 nucleotides. Lineage: Eukaryota; Viridiplantae; Streptophyta; Magnoliopsida; Poales; Poaceae. The record is from the annotation of a GenBank genome assembly.
AUGGAGCAUCCCGCAAUCCGCCGCCGCGGCGCGGAGGACCACAUCAGCGGCCUUCCCGACGAGCUUCUGCACACCAUCCUCGUCCGCCUGCCGUCCGCCGCGGCCGCCGCGCGCACCAGCGUCCUCUCCCGCCGAUGGCGAGGCGUCUGGGCCCACAUGCCGGAACUCGUCCUCUGCAGCGGCAGCCCUACUCCAUCGACGCCGCUCUUGGCGCUUCUCGACUCCAUCAACGCCGCCCUCAACUCCUACGCCGCACCUACCCUCCACAGCCUCAAGAUCGAGGUAAGUGUUGUCGACCAGUGGGACGUCCCCGCUGACCGUAUCGCUCCAUGGCUCCGCUUCGCCUCCCAGCGCCUCGCCGGCAAGCUACGCCUCCGUGUCUACCUGAAGGAAGAUCCCCGAAGGUACGGGGACAUCAAGGAGGAGCUCGCGUUGCCCAUCUGCGAGAGAGCUACGGAGAUUGACAUCGGACACCUGACAGGAUUUGUUUUCCGGCCUCCGCCGACCGGCUCCUUCUCGGCCCUUACUGAUCUAAAGAUAUCAUGCACCCAAAUGGCCGGCGGCGAGCUGGGGCGUGUCGUGUCCUCUCCCAGUGCCCGCUCCUGCGGAAGCUCGUCACUAUACAUCAUGCACUCGAACUUUCUUGGAAGACUCAUUUCGUCCACACGACUGAUGGAGAGAUAUGAUUCUGCCAAGGAGCUGAUAAUUUCUCUCACACUUUAUCAGGAAAUAGCUGGAUAUGUGACCUUCCUGCAGGAAAUGGAUAAGCUUCCAAUAUGUGGAUCUCUUGUUAUUAAUUUCGUGGCGAAUCACCAUGCUCUUUCGGCAGUGAUGUUUCAUCUCCUUAGAAGAUGCAGCUGUAUCAGGAAAUUGAAAUUAUUUCUUGAUCAGAGUGGUCCACCAAAGAAGAGAUCUUGUUCUGUGUCAGGCUGUCCUUGUCUUCUGCCAGAGAAUUACAGGCUGGAUGGCAUCGCAUUUGAUUCACUUGAAGAGAUUGGAAUCAAAUUCUUUACAGGUUCAGAUGAACAGGAGGAAUUUAUGAAAUUGUUGCUGUCUAGAUGCAACACUGUAACCCUUAAAAGAGUGGACAUUACGGUGCCACUUGCCCCUGUUUCUUCGGAGAUCAUGGAGGUUGUUGAAAGGAUCCGCAGCGUGUGGCAUCCUAACAGGAAGACCCAAUUUAACGUGCACGCCAAGCCAUUGGUCUCCUAA